Molecule: messenger RNA, 864 nt
Organism: Microthlaspi erraticum
Lineage: Eukaryota; Viridiplantae; Streptophyta; Magnoliopsida; Brassicales; Brassicaceae
Source: the annotation of a GenBank genome assembly
AUGAUGAUGGAGAAGAGUAUGGCGAUUGCAAGUGAGAGAUCUGGUUUUGAUUUUGACCGUUUGGUGUGUGCUGCACUUAGAGACGCUGAAUCGAACACCAUCGACGGCGUUGAGGGAUGUUUUGACAUUCUGCGAUACUUGAAUAGUUUGAAUCUCUCUGCCAAGGAUCUUCUUCGCCACUCUAGAGCUAUACAUUCUCUGCAGAGUCUGAGAGAUCACGAAAACCCUAGGAUUCGAAUGGGAGCUGUCGUCUUGUUCAACUCCUGGAUGAAAACUCUUUAUUACCAAGGAAGAGACAACACUUCUUCUUUUGCCAACAAAGCUGUUCCCUUGAAGAAACAACAUCCGACAUCUCAUGUUGUUGCGGCAGAGACUAAGCAAAAGUCUGAAUCUGUAGGGUUUAAGAAGAAUGAAACCGAAGAAGCCAAAGAGAUUAAACGAAAUCUGAAGAAACCUGACGUUUGCAAGAAGUCUGUUCCAACAAAACCAAGGCCUCGCCAGAUCAGAAAGCAGACUCCUUUGGAAGAUUCUGAGAGCCCUAAUUGUCAAGCCUUGAAGAAAAACUCAACGGAGAUGGUGGAGCUAUUCGAAAUAGCCAAGAAAUCAGCAGAUGUGGCCAACACAAAGGGGCUUCUCUUGGCUAAAGCAGAGACAUCAAUCUGCGUGGAGACUCUGUCUCUACUAAUCAGUUUCCCAAUCAGCUCUACAGCUCCUGAAACAAGGCGGAUCAUGGAGAGGCUUGUGCAUCUUACAAGGCACAAAGACCGCAAAGUCUGCAGUUCUGCAUCUUCACUUCUUCAACAUUGGAGUCAGAGCAUCAGAGAUCAACAACGCCAAGAUUCCAAGACCACAACGAGAAAAUAG